This is a messenger RNA of Darwinula stevensoni, 2128 nucleotides long. Lineage: Eukaryota; Metazoa; Arthropoda; Ostracoda; Podocopida; Darwinulidae. The record is from the annotation of a GenBank genome assembly.
AAAUACUUUUUUUAUUGUAGAUUUCAUGACCUCAAGACAUGAUCUCAAGUUUGAAAUUGUAGAUACCAUUUUAAGAUUCAGCUACAAAUAGGCCCCAGUUCAGAUAUCAGGUGGCUAACUUCCUUGUUCAUUGCCAAGUCCUAGUCCAAUGGAGUCAAGAUUGUUGGAUUUAGACUUGCCUCCUUCGCUUGUCAUGAAAGCGGAGAUUGAAAUUCAAGAGAAACCUGCAUGGCGGGAUGGAGACAUUCAGGCCUUCAAGGACAUGAUCCAGAAAGAAGAUAACCUCAAUGCAUGUCUGGAUGACAGAUUCAUCAUUCGAUUUCUCAGGGCUCGCAAGUAUGACUAUGAUCGUGCACUAAGAAUGCUGAAAACAUACUAUGCAAUGAAGGCUGCCUACCCAACUCUAUUCUCUCAGUUGCAACCCUCUCUCUUGGCAUCGGCUUUGCGUCAGAACAUCUACCAUAUCUUGCCAGAUAAGGAUGAUGAAGGAAGGCAUGUGUUCAUAAUACGGAUGGGUUUAUGGGACCCAAAUAUGAACAGUAUGGAAGAGAUGUUUCGUGCUGCCCUCACUUGCUUGGAAUAUAUUAGCACAGACACUUCAACACAAGUGUGCGGCAUUGUGGCCAUCACAGACUGCAAAGGUCUAGCUUUUCAUCAUGCUAAACAUUUCACCCCUUCUCUUGCCAAGAGAUGUGCUGCAGUUCUCAAGGAUUGCUUCCCUCUGCGGUUCAAGGGAAUUCAUGUUAUGAAUGAGCCCCUCAUAGUUGACAUGCUAUUUUCAAUGCUGAAGCCUUUCCUCAGUGCCAAGAUCUUAUCUCGUUUCCAUUUCCAUGGAGAAAAGCUUGAGAGUCUUCAUCAACAUGUUCCCAAAAGGAUCCUUCCAUUGAACUAUGGUGGGUUGAAGCCACCACUUCCCCUUGAUGGUUCAGAUCUUCUUCAAAAACUCAUGGAUGCUGAGCAAUGGCUUAAUGAUUUGGACAACUAUGGCUACCGGAGCAAAGUGCCUGCAACCAAAGUCCUCAAUUCAGAGAAGGGAAACUUUUUUACAGGGUACUUCUGUCUCCAAGGCUGGUAGUGGCAGUUUUAGCUGUCUACUGUGUUUGUGAUACUCAGAGCUGGGUCGCACCGGAAGAACCCUUCCCCCUUGAGCCCAAUAUGCAGUUUAUAUCAUUUCCAUUGGUAUCCUGAUCUUUUCUUUUUGUAAGCAUCUCUAUUUUCUUCCUUUGUGAUAAGUAAUGACCUUAGUCUUGUCAUGGAUAUAUUGAGAGCUUUAUUUUGGGACUUAUCCCUGUUUGGCUAUUAUCAUCUAUUAAUUAAGCAAGAAGUAUGAUACAUGUGGUACUGAUACAUUAUGUUUUACAUCACCGGUGUCUGCCUCAGAUGUACUAGUACUUCCUAUUCUCAUUCCAAUGCUGUUGGAGAGUCUUAUCCUGCCAAUCUCAUUUGAAUGUUUCUCUGAGUGGGUGCAGUUAAGUAGUAAUAAUAUUGUAGGAAGUGGCUGAAAUUGUGUUACUGAGUGAGGUUACCAUAUUGCACCCUUUGGAUAGAAAAAAAAAAUUUAUAAGAAGUGUCUGUGAUGUAAUUUGCUGCUCACUUGCCAUGUAAGUACUGGUAAGUGCAAUAUUGUUUCUAUUGGAAAACAGAUGCUGCUUUGUACCUGACCCUAAACUACAAUUCUGAUUUAAUGACUCAUGGAUAUUGCCAAUUUUUUAUCAGGUCUUGAUUGCGAUGUGAAGAUUUACAUAGAAUAAAGUGUAUGUCUAAUGUCUUUAGAUAAAGCUUCUCUGAGUCCCGUGCCCUAAAUUACUUUUGCAUGAAAUCACUGCAUAUCUUUUUCGUUUUUACUUUUGCUUUUCUUUACCAAUUUGCAAUUCUCUUGAUUGACUCCAUGUCCAUGUCUAUGUCCUUGCUUUUGCACGUUCCACGAAAUGCUUGCUCGUAUCCUCAACGGCAGGAAAUGUGUGAUGGCACCAGGGACGUCACCAUCUCCUAGGAUUUAAGUUGUAUUCUGUGAUGUUUUUUAUAUUUUUACAUGAUAUGUGUUCAGCAGUGAAUUAAGCUUAAUAUACUGGAGACCUUCCAUGAUUACAUUCUUACAAAUAAAGAACUUGGUCAUUCCCUGCAAAAA